CGGUCCUGCUCACAACUAACUCACCUUUAGUCAGUGUGGACAUCCCGCUGCUGCUGUGCCGCCCCCCCCCCACACACACACACAUACACACAAACACACACACUCACACCUGCCAUCAUGUGCCUUUCCCUGCUUCUCCCGCUGCUGAAUCUCUGGGGAGCUGCCCACUGUGUGGUCUUUCAAGCAAGCAUAAACAUGGCAGGGAUGACUGGACAGGUGACAUUUGACUCCAGUCUGGGGACGGCCACCUUAAACCUCACAGGAGCUCAGAGUCCCAUGAACAUUUCCCUCGCCGAGUUUCCUGUGAUGUACGGGCAUUUUCUCAGUCCGUGCCGGGAAGCAAGUGUUGGCCCCAAGGUCUUCACAUUCGCUGCUGACGGGCCGCAAGCCACGGUCGACGUAUCCGACUUAUUCCGGCAAAGGCCCAGCCUCGAUGACCUCUCGCUGGUGGUGGAGAUGGCCAACGGGAUGACAGCUUGUGGCAAUGUUCGCCAGAACGUCAGCACCAGGACAUGGCAGGCCAGGUUCUUCCACCCCGUGGCAGGAGAUGUGUACAUCCGCCAAAAUGUAGGCGAGAACGCCACCAGAGUGCUCUCCGGCCUCAUAACGCUCCGCGGCACAGUCGUGGUGGCUAAUGUCACUGUGUACGUCUCCCAAAGCUCUUCCCCGACCUGCAAGGCCCUCAUAAACAACCUGAAGCCAUCCGAUUUGUCGCUGCUGGGAGACCUAGCAGUGGGGUCCCCCGUCAAGCCUGUGAGGUGUUGCAGGGAUGUUCAAGAUUUCAUUGGGGAGGGACAUUUUUUACUCCUCAAAGUCGAAGAGACUUACACUUGCAGCAAGAUCAGAGAAAUGGAAGAAAAGGUUGUGCACGCUCUCAUAGACAUGAAAGGAACCAAGGGCACGUUUACGUUUAGUCAGGUAUCUCCAUUUGAUGUCACAGAAGUCAGGGUUAAUCUGAUGAACACGAAGAACCUGACGAGAACCUACCAUGUGCAUCAGUUCCCCAUGCCAGAAAGCAGGUCUACUGAAGAGGAUGUUUGUAGCCAUGACAACGUGGGUGAUCACUGGAACCCACACAAGGUAACCGUUAGUGAUCCCGCUUAUCCCCAUGGUCCAGGGGCCACCCAUGAUAUGUAUGAGGUCGGGGACCUCAGUGGGAGACACGGGUCCUUGGAUAACAUCAGCGAUGUCGAGCAGUUCUUCAGUGACUGGAACCUGCCCCUCUUUGGAACCAACAGCAUAGUGGGUCGGUCUGUGGUGAUCCACCAGUCCAAUGGUGCAAGGCUUCUUUGUGGUACCAUUGGCUACCCGGGAGAGGUGAUGGUGUUAAAAUCUGUGUUCAGAAACCCUGUGGUGGGAACCAUUUAUUUCACCCAACUGAAGAGUAACAAGUACACUGAUGUGUCAAUUUUCAUGGAUCUCAGUUACGGCAAUUCAUCCGCUCCAGUCAGCAAUGGGCAUAACUGGCACAUCCACCAGUGGCCCAUCAGCACCGAGACAGACAGUAAUGAGAGCAGCUGUGGGAGCACUGGGAAUCACUGGAACCCAUUCAAGAUCAACAUCAGCGACAGCAGCUAUACCACUGACUGCAGGCCAGACAAUCCUUUUGCUUGCGAGAUCGGUGACCUGACUGGCAAAAAUCAGCCGAUCAGCAUCACCCCCGUUGUGGGCAAAUUCCGGACAAAGUACUUUGUUACCGACACGACUUCCUGGACGGUGGGAGCAGACUCUAUGAUCGGGAGGUCAGUGGUGAUCCACGAAACUGAGGGCAAUGCCGCCCGGCUAGCCUGCGCCAACAUCACGGCCGUUCACCUGGUCAAAGCGCAGUCGGGCACUUGGUUUGGGUCUGGCACGUCUGAGGGUCAUGUCCAAUUCUCCCAGGACUUCCCGGGCCUAACAACCAUCAAUGUGUCGCUGUCAAACCUGAACUGGAUGGCUGGGGGUUACCACGUCCACAAACUGCCCAUCAAUAGUACGGUGAAUCCGUGUUCAGAUAGGAACAUCAUGGGUCAUUUCAAUCCCCUGGCCGUCAAUCAGUCCUCUUCCCCUCCCCCCGGCAAUGGCACCGUGGACCAGUAUGAGAUCGGAGACAUUAGUGGAAAGUUUGGGCUGCUGAUCGAUCAGGACCAGAGUCAAAACCAAUAUCAAGACUGCAACAUGCCGCUGACUGGACCGAACAGCAUCGUUGGACGGUCAUUGGUCAUUCACUACCUUAAUGGAUCCAGAAUGCAGUGUGCUAACAUUGUUGCGGAUAACAGUUCUGAUGGAUUCUGGGUAAAAGCGAAGGUCGUCUUCGGAGGUGCUGUGACAGGAACCAUCAAGCUGUCCCAGCAGGCAUUUAAAGACGGGAGCCAUGGUGACAGCCUACUGGAGGUGGACAUACAUGCGGCCCAGGAGAUGAAUGUCACUGAGGUUUCCUGGUCCAUACACAGCCACCGUACAGGAGAGGAUAUCCAGGAGUGUUCGGACGUGGGCGACCAGUUCAAUCCUUUCAACAUAAGCUCAGAGAGCGCUAGCUGCUCUGCCAGGCACCCUCUGCACUGCGAGGUGGGAGAUCUGACCAACAAACACGGCCCGGUGGACCUGACCAUCAGGCAGCUGUUUACGGACGCCAAUCUGCAGCUCACCGGAGAUUUUACAGUCAUGUACAGGUCAGUUGUCCUCUGGAGUGGAAAUGGGAUCCUGUCCUGUGCAGAUAUCCUGCCAUUUUCUCCAUCGGCGACUCUGAUCUUUCCCAAAGUGACCUCCUUUAGCAGGUUCGACUUCCGCAGCCGAGUGGCGGCCGUCCUCGAUGUGGACCUGUGGAGGGUCACCAUCUUGCCCGACGAGCUGUCACCUGUUCCCGGGAGCACGUGUCAGCAAGUCACCUUUCUGGUGUCAGGGGACGUAAACAAAGAGGUGCUGAACUCUGUCAAAGACAACGAGAAGAUGGGGCCAUUCAAACAAUCCCAAGCGUGCCCCAAAAGUGGAAGUUCUGGACGGCCUGAGAUCAACGGAAGACUUCUGAUGCUCAUAAUUACAGCACAUAUCAUUCUGUGCCUGCUGCAGUAGACAGUACUGCACUCCUGAUGGCUUCCUUAUGUUCAGAUGGCAGAAGCCAGUUUUUGAUUCGCUCCCGAUAGCGACGGCAUCCACGGCUGUAUCAGGGCCCGAACCUGAAAGAAGUGCGAUCUUUUUGGUGGUGUCUUGACCAUAACCUGGAACAAAUUAAUGUCUAGUCAUUGAACGGGUGUAAAUAUUAUUAUUAUAAAUAUUCAUGAUCUACCUGAGGAAAUGUGUAUAUAUAUAUAUGAAUGUGAAUCGUAAAAUACUGCACACAUAGGAUGUUUGUCUUUAAAAAAGAAUAUUAAAGUGAUACACUUGUUGGAGCUUGUCAGAAUUCAAAACAUCCACCCUGCUCUGGUAGCUUUGAGAAAUUUAUGAAAAUGGUCCAUUUACUGAACUUUGUCUGUGUCACUCAGACGCUCAAGCAUUUGAUAUUUUUUUUGCAAUAUUUUAAUUCUGAAUGACAGUUAAAUACAAUAUUGAUACAGUGUAGGCCUGUUGUGGGCGACAGUUUUCCUUAUAUUAUGCAGUUAUUGACCACAUUUCAUUUUAAUGGAUCAUUCAUGUAACAGAUGACUAAAUAACUGUAAAGAUGUUUAUGUAGUCUGUUAAGAGGUGUGGACAUUAUGUUUUAAGAUGUUUGCUUAGUACAUUUUCUAAGUGUUUACCAGUUGAUAACUGUGUGUUUUGAAAGUUUCGAUUAUGCGAAGGUUUUUUGUUGUGUAAUUUUCUUUCGCCACUAAAUGAGAAUCAACUGAA
Paramormyrops kingsleyae is the source of this 3804-nucleotide messenger RNA. It is a transcript of the gene cusr, whose product is annotated as Copper-only SOD repeat protein. The record is from RefSeq and is a predicted model, not a curated record. NCBI's taxonomy places the organism in Eukaryota, Metazoa, Chordata, Actinopteri, Osteoglossiformes, Mormyridae. Gene Ontology annotation, biological process: superoxide metabolic process. Gene Ontology annotation, molecular function: metal ion binding.